UCUGUUGACAGAGUCCUUGUGCAGCAAGCUAGCUGAAAUGCCUUUUGUUAAGGAUCUAUUCACUUCUUUUUCUGUUCUGCCCCAAGACUUGGAGGAUCUUUCUGUCUACUGAAUUCCUGUUGUUACGCUUAUGGAAAUUAACUGACUUGAAAAAUAUGGGGUUAUCUUACAAAACAGGAACAGAGAAGAUUCGGAUCAUUUGCAUCAAUCUCCAAGCAUUAAGAAUGGUGCUCUGACCAUGGUCUUGAAGGAAUAAUACAAAGACAUUUUCUGACUUAGCAUGGAAAAUAGAGGCUCUCAAGACAUCCAGCAAUGAAGUGGAGUAUGACCUCUGAUGGAUGAAAUCUACUGGAAUGGAAGCUAAGCUCUCUGAAGAGGAGCAGGUGUCACCUUAUUUUAUAUAUGCCACAUGUCUGGGGACUUCAGAGGAGUCAAAAAAUGCAAAAUAUGAAACAAAGGUAGAAGACUGUGAUUGCCAUCUUGAGUUCCAUAAUGUUCUGCUUGAAUCCGAAUUGAGUUCUUCAUCUAUGUCACAGGUAGUAAGCUACACUGAGACAUCCUUGGAACCUAGCAGAGUUACAGGACAUGUUACUGCUGCUGCUGAGCCUGAAAUAAAGCAUCUUUAUGGAAAAUUACUGUAUUCUUCAGGGCACAAACCUAAGGACAGUCCUACACACCUGCCCUCACAUGAGGCAUUUCCCUCACCGCUCCUUCCAAGAGAAAGCUCAGCUGAGAAAUCAGAGGGGGUUCAAGAGAUCAGAGUAAUAACGCACAAACCAAGUGCGAUCACUUUUUCUGAUUUUGAAUUUUUAUCACAUAGCGCUAACUCUAAACUCCAUAUUUGUGAGGUCACAGACACAGAGGCUUCUUCAUCUGAAGAGGAGGAGGAAGGUGAUCAUGAUGAUGACGUUUUUACAGAGCUGCCACUGUAUGGGGCAUUUUACAAUGGUCUUUAUAAAAAGACUAUUCUCCUUGGGAAACAAGAUAAAUGUGAGCAUACCAGAAGCCAGUAUGUCUGUCAUUUAGAUGUCUGCAAUGAUCACUCUGGAAAGAAAUUGAAUGACCAUGAAAAGGAAGAAAAACAAAUGGACAUGGUGACCCAACCAGAAAAAGGAUCUGAGUGGUCAGACUCUAUGUCAUCUCUCAUGAAGAAACUGGAACAAUUGAAUUUAGAUAUUGAAGAGGCUCUCAGUGCUGGCUCUUCUCCUUCCAGCACUCCUUCUACCAAAAAGCGCAAACAGCCGGACUCAUUUAUCCCCUUACAGUCCCCUGUUAAGGUGGAAACAGGCCUUGUUCACAGAGAUCAUCAGAGAAAGGGAAGCUGUGGGAAUAAGAGGGCAGGCUACCAAGAUUUAGAUGGUUUGCCAAGCUCAGUGUCAACUGGAGCACGACCAAAAACUGAAGUGUUGUCUCAGAAGCUGAGCAAAGAGAAAGCAGAAAUCGAAGCAAAAGAAGCGUGUGACUGGUUACGAGCUGCUGGAUUUCCACAAUAUGCUCAGCUCUAUGAGGAUUCCCAGUUUCCUAUUGACAUUGCAGCUGUAAAGAAAGAUCAUGACUUUCUCGACAAGGACCUUGUAGAGCCCCUUUGCAGACGACUGAACACAUUGAACAAGUGUGCCUCAAUGAAACUCGAUGUGAACUUCCAAAGGAAAAAGAGUGAAGACUCAGAUGAAGAAGACUUCUGUGCCAUCAGUAAUAAAUGGACAUUCCAAAGGACAAGCAGAAGAUGGUCUCGGGUGAACGACAUUGACACUUUGCUUCACCGAUCAGAUAGACAUGAGUCUUCAGGGGACAUUAAAAUGAAAAACACCCCUAGCAGUGAGAGCGUCCUUACUGAUCUGAGUGAGCCUGAGGUCUCGUCUAUUCACAGCGAGAGCAGUGGGGGAAGUGACAGUCGGCAUCAGUCUGGUAUCAACAGCACUAUCAGGGAGAUAUGUGACUGCUCAGGACAGCAUAGUAUAGAAAACACACUUACACAUUACACCACUCCCAUCAGCUGUACCCUCUCCCAGAUUCCAAAGGAGAUCACAGAUUACUCCUGUAACCUUAAGAAUGAGAAACCAACACGAACGAGAGCCAAGACCUUUCUAAAGCGCAUGGAGACGCUAAAGCCUAGAGGUGCACACGGAAAACUAAAGGGUGUCUUAGAGAUAAGCGGACCUAUUCUUCAGCAUGAGCCAAAAUCCUUAAAGGACAUGCACUAUAUGCAGAUAGUGAAUGGAGACCUCCAAAACUUAACCCAAGAUGCAGCCAAAAGAGGACUUUCCUUUUCUGCCAAGUCCAGCAGUGACAGUAGUCAGUCAGAAAACAGCAGCAGUGGCAUGAGCACGCCAUGUUUUAAGGAACGCAAGUGUUAUGAAACAAACAAGCGAGGUGGUAUGUACCUGGAGGACCUGGAUGUUCUUGCUGGAACAGCCCUGAGACAAGUAGACGAAAACCGUAAAAAUGAAUUUCACUCCCAAGAGAACCUGGUUGUGCAUAUUCCCAAGGACCACAAACCUGGAACUUUUCCAAAGGCACUUUCCAUUGAAAGUCUCUCACCUACUGACAACAGUAAUAGUGUAAACUGGAGGACAGGCAGCAUCUCUCUGGGCAAACAGAAGUGCUCUACUCCUAAAGAGCCCAGACUCAUGGCUUGCUGUCCUAAAGAAAGUAGAGUUAGUAUUUAUGACAACGUGCCAGGUUCCCACUUGUACGCCAGCACUGGAGACCUUUUGGACUUGGAAAAAGAUGACCUUUUCCCUCAUUUAGAUGACAUUUUGCAGCAUGUCAAUGGACUUAAAGAGGUUGUAAACCACUGGUCAAAGGAUUUACAGCCAGAGCUGCAAAGCAAUGAUUUAUUGGUUGGGGAAUCUGCAUCGCUGCCAUUCCAGUCGCCCACCCAAAUCACAUUAGACUUUGAAGGGAACUCUGUUUCUGAUGGUUGUACUACACCCAGUGAUAUGGACAGAGAUGGAACAUCUCUCAAUGAAUCAGAAACCACUGGUAUUAGGGACAGGAGAGACUCUGGUGUAGGGGCAUCUCUCACCAGACCAAACAGGCGAUUACGCUGGCAUAGUUUCCAGAUCUCUCAUGGCCCGAGCCACUCCGCAGCAUCGCUACAGCUCAGUAAUCAAUCAGCAGCCCAACUGAAUCUACUGCAAAAAUUUUCCUUACUUCGCCUUACUGCCAUCAUGGAAAAAUACUGCAUGUCAAACAAACAUGGCUGGACAUGGUCUGUACCAAAGUUCAUGAAGAGGAUGAAAGUUCCUGACUACAAGGACAAGAAUGUCUUUGGUGUGCCUUUGAUAGUUCAUGUCCAGAGGACGGGACAACCCCUUCCACAGAGCAUGCAACAAGCACUGCGCUACUUACGCAGCAAUUGUCUAGAUCAGGUGGGUCUGUUUCGAAAAUCAGGAGUGAAGUCCCGAAUCCAGGCCCUGCGUCAGAUGAAUGAGAGCUCCCCUGAGAACGUCAGCUAUGAAGACCAAUCAGCCUAUGAUGUGGCAGAUAUGGUAAAGCAGUUUUUCAGGGACUUGCCAGAACCUCUUCUCACCAGUAAGCUAGGAGAAACCUUUCUCCAUAUCUAUCAAUAUGUUCCCAAAGAGCAGAGACUUCUGGCUGUGCAGGCAGCCAUCAUGUUGAUGUCAGACGAAAACAGGGAGGUUUUGCAGACUCUGUUGUGUUUCCUGAGUGACGUUUGCUCUGUAGAAGAGAAUCAAAUGACUCCGAUGAAUGUUGCUGUGUGUCUGGCCCCUUCCCUUUUCCACCUUAAUAUAUUAAAGAAGGAAAGCUCACCAAGAGUAAUACAGAAAAAAUAUGCAACAGGAAAGCCAGAUCAGAAGGACCUCAGUGAAAACCUGGCAGCUACUCAGGGACUUGCACACAUGAUAAUAGAAUGCAACAAACUUUUUGAGGUCCCCCAUGAGAUGGCAACCCAAUCUCGGAAUUCCUAUGUGGAGGCUGAAGUGCAUUGUCCAACAGUGGAGGAACUAGGAAAGCAAAUGGAUGAAGAAGGAGGAAAUUACCAAAUGUACCUUGAAAGUCUGAUGCAGAACCUUCAGAAAGAAGCAAAAGAGAAAUUCAAAGGAUGGGUCACCUGUUCUAGCAUAGAGAACACAGAACUCGCCUACAAAAAGGUUGGGGAUGGCAACCCACUCAGGCUUUGGAAAGCUUCAGUGGAAGUUGAAGCGCCUCCAUCAGUUGUACUGAAUCGAGUUGUAAGAGAACGUCACCUUUGGGAUGAGGACUUCUUGCAAUGGAAGGUCGUAGAAACUCUGGAUAAGCAAACAGAAAUCUACCAGUAUGUAUUGAACAGCAUGGCACCCCAUCCUGGCAGAGACUUUGUAGUUCUAAGGACAUGGAGGACAGAUUUGCCAAAGGGAGUGUGCACACUAGUGGCCGUUUCUGUGGAACAUGAAGAAGCUCCUCUGAUAGGAGGUGUACGAGCAAUUGUGAUGGAUUCUCAGUAUUUAAUAGAGCCUUGUGGCUCAGGAAAAUCCAGACUGACGCAUGUCUGUAGAAUUGAUCUGAAAGGCCAUUCCCCAGAGUGGUACAACAAGGGCUUUGGACAUUUGUGUGCAUCAGAAGUUGCCAGGAUCAGAAACUCAUUUCAGCCUCUCAUUGCUGAGGGACCAGAAACCAAAAUCUGAGGAAAUAUUCCAGGAAUGUGUGAACCUAAAGCAGAGUAUGGUAGACAGCAGAAAGACCCAAAGCAAAGGUUUGAGUAAGGUUUUAGCAUUAUCUGUAACAGAAGUCUGACCUGAUGUCUGUACAGUGCCAAAACAGGGAUUUCACAGGAAGGCCUGCUCAUUCCAGAGACUUCACCCACCUCUUGCCCCAUCCCUUGUAUGUUAAUUUCAAUUACUGAAGUAAACCUUUUUUUUAAAAAGCUUUUAUCAUUGUUACUUUAAAAUGAGACUAUUACCAUUACUUGUGUGUUGCAAAAUUCUGAUAUUUAAAAGCUUCUAAGAAGCAUAUUUUAAUUGUAAAUAAACCAUGUACAAUAUGUAUAUACUUAUCUAUGUAUAUUAUAUAUAUAUAUCUAUAUAUGUAUAUGUAAAGUAAUUAUUUUGUAUAUAAUUUAGUGCUUUCUAGAAGAAAUCAUCUGCAUCAAUUUUGACCUUAUAUGGACCUGUUCUUGUUGCUUGUUUCUCAGUGUUUCACAGCUACAUAAGCUGUGUUUGUUAUUAUCGCAAGGCUACGUGACAUAAUCUGUGUGAUAUCUAACAGAAAAAUGGAUGAUUGGCUGUUCUCGUUUUUGUUGUGUGUGGGGGUGUGUAAACUACAAGAAGGUACAUAGAAAUAGAUGUAGGGAGUUUAGAGGGGAUAACUGUGUGUUUAAAAAUAAUGAACGGCGGUUCACUAUCACCAAAAAACGCUAACAUGGACAUUGUAACUGGUAUGCACAUUUUGAAGACCAUUUACAAUAAGCUGUAGGAAGUUUGUGACUAUUCCAUGAUAGCUCUUGAAAACUUGUCUGUUGCCUUAAACAACUAAGUAAGUAUUUGAAGUUAGAGGACCUCACCAUUUGUAGUAGUAAAGCUACUUCCUAUAUUAAGUCUAGGGCAGUUCAAAGGAAUGCUGCAGAUACUGAGGGUAACCUUAACUGUUCAUCUGGAGUCAAACUGGCAAGUUAUUAAGGGCCACCACUCUGAAACCUCUCUUUUAGAUUUCUGGCUAAGUGUGUACUUAGGGAGCUGUUCUUUCCUUCUUCUGUCAAGAUAUUUAAUUGUUAACCAAAGUCCAAAGCAGAGUUUCCACCAGAGAUGGACCCAGAUGUGCAGCUAACUAUCACACCUUUACAUAUAUUUUCACUAUAAAAAGUAACUAAUUCUUGGGAAAAUAGCUUUUUUGGAAAGUGCGAACAUUUUCAUUUUAUGCACUGCACUGAUCUUAGCUAUGGCACCCAUUCUGCUUCUGUUGACAACAAUGGGAGCAGGAGAAAAUCUACUGGACCAUUUCAUUUUCAGGGACUAAGAGGAAGAAUGCUUUAAAAAUGUUUGUUAGCUAUGAUACAGGGUUUUUGUUUGUUGUUUUUUUUUAAACUAACAUAAGAUCAAAAAUGUAAUUAUAUACAUGAAUCCGUUUAAAAAAAAGCACAGGUCUAUUAAUACAGCACUCCUUCAUUACUCAGAUAUUUGUUCACCUUGACUUUAUUUAUUGCUGCAUUAACCAGUUUGGUCAUUCAUAACCAGUGUUUUAGUUCACUUCUUUAAAUGAAUUCUACCUACAUUUAUUGUGAGUUUUAAUCUAUGAGAUUUAUCAUCCUACUAGUAGCUACUGAGAUUUAUAUCAUGAUUCAGUGGUGCUGGAGUAAUGGCUUCACACAGUGACUCUGCCAGUACUUUGAAUCUGCUUAGAUUACAUCUGUUGUGUUGUGUUUGUUGUCAGCAAUGUGCAAUUAUAUUAUUAAGAAGUAUUAGAGAGAUAUGAGUACCGAGAUACCUUCAUAUGCCUCCAAAUAUCAUAAGACAGCUGUAUGCCACAGUAACCAAUCCUGCCAUUCUGACUUGUCAUUUUCCAGCGAUGGUGGUUCAAGAACAUAUGAUUUUCCAUCCCGGAUUAGAUCACUGGUGAAUCAAGAUCAGUGUCCUGCUGUCAGCUGUUAUCACUACUGUAAGAUUCAAGAAGGCAUGCCCCCUCAUAAGGCACAUAGCCACCUGAGCAGUAUUUUACAUGGAGAGGGACAUUUUUGCUGUCUCUGAACCCCCGGCACAGCCUAUUCCCUGAAGCAUGAGAGUUCAAUGCCCUUAUCGUACAUGAGCUUACAGAAGUGAAUACAAGACUGCCUGUGUAUUAAUCAACACAGAAUUAUCCAGACACUGGAAACAAAUAAUUUCUGGAAGAGAAAUGUAGCAAACCAGGACAGGUUGUCUUAUCCUGGGAUAAUCAGUUGGAGGAGUUGCAAAAAGCCCCCUAUUAUAAUUACAAAAAUGGUAGAGGACCCCUCCUGGUUAGGGGGGAGCAGAAGCUUUGCAGCUGUACUUGCAGCAUCUCUUAGCCAUAUAUUGAUUAAAUACAUUUUCUUUUAAAAUGUGCCUUAAGGCACAUGUCUACCAGUCAGACACUACAGUAUGUUGUAUUAAGUGUUAUGCUGCCAUUUGGAAUACAAUAUGACAUCCACAUUUUGAAAUAUUAUACUCAUAUUAAUACCUCAUAUUUUUACCUCAUUUUUUGGUAUCAGUCGUAGAUAAGUAAUUGCAGAGGUGAAUAAAUUUGCAUACAUUAAAGCUUCAGAGUUCCUUUA
This is a messenger RNA of Chelonia mydas (Green sea turtle), 7228 nucleotides long. RefSeq names its product StAR related lipid transfer domain containing 13 (gene STARD13). The transcript has 18 exons. The record is from RefSeq and is a predicted model, not a curated record. Gene Ontology annotation, biological process: regulation of Rho protein signal transduction; actin cytoskeleton organization; signal transduction. Lineage: Eukaryota; Metazoa; Chordata; Testudines; Cheloniidae. The coding region runs from base 339 to 4631 and encodes 1430 amino acids. Gene Ontology annotation, molecular function: lipid binding; protein binding; GTPase activator activity.